Molecule: messenger RNA, 626 nt
Organism: Clupea harengus (Atlantic herring)
Lineage: Eukaryota; Metazoa; Chordata; Actinopteri; Clupeiformes; Clupeidae
Product: putative adhesion G protein-coupled receptor E4P
Exons: 3
Coding region: 133-600 (155 amino acids)
Biological process (GO): adenylate cyclase-activating G protein-coupled receptor signaling pathway; cell surface receptor signaling pathway
Cellular component (GO): plasma membrane
Molecular function (GO): G protein-coupled receptor activity
Source: RefSeq, a predicted model, not a curated record
AGCCCAGAGGAAAAGCUCAAAUGUGUGUAUUGGAGAAGCAGGGCCUGGAGCGAGGAUGGUUGCCAUGUCAGCGAGACCAACUCCACACACACCGUGUGCUCCUGUGAACACCUCUCCACCUUCGCCCUGAUCAUGACGGUCGAUCAAACCCUGGAGAGUAACAGUGUGAUGGACGUGCUGAACAUCAUCUUCAUGUUGAUCGGCCUGGUGUUCCUGACCCUGGCUGUGAUGACCUUUGCCCUCUGUCGACGGAACCCCAGGGUGUCCAACGUGGCUCGUCUCAACCUCUGCGUGUGUCUGCUGCUGGCUCAACCCCUCUUCCUGUUAACUCAGAGCUUCCUCCACCUCAUCAGGCCCCAUGAGGUGUUGUGUAAGGUGCUGGCAGGCAUCCUGCACUUCCUCUUCCUGUGUUGUUUCAUGUGGAUGUCCAUAGAGGCCGUGCUGCUCUUCCUGUCUGUACGGAAGCUCAAGCAGGUCAAACCUAAUGACCGGGCGGGGCUACAUUGGAAGCUCAGCCUCCUGAUUGGCUAUGGGAUCCCGCUGGUCAUAGUGGGCGUGUCUGCCUCAGUGAGGCCUGAUGGAUAUGGCAGUCCUAAGUGAGUAGAAUGAGGGCGGGGUUAAAACUG